Molecule: messenger RNA, 1679 nt
Organism: Periophthalmus magnuspinnatus
Lineage: Eukaryota; Metazoa; Chordata; Actinopteri; Gobiiformes; Gobiidae
Gene: mab21l2
Product: mab-21-like 2
Exons: 1
Coding region: 342-1421 (359 amino acids)
Source: RefSeq, a predicted model, not a curated record
CUUCUAAAGGAGCCAUUCAUAAAGUACACAGGUCCGGCUCCAGCUGAGUGUGGACACUGCAAGGAACAGAGCAAAGAGACGUGUGCUCUCACGCGCGCAGGACGUGGGUAGAGGACGCACGAGCAUAAUAUGUGCUUACCUGGAAGUUAUCUGAACUGGACUGAGAUUUAGUCAGACGUUACGCUGUUUCCUGCUGCUCCCGCUGACGUCCAUCCGCUGAACGGCAGUAAACUUACUUUUGGAUUGAGCUUAUCUUCUCCCGCCUCGGGCUUCACCGGUAAGCGUUGGAUCCGUCAACUUACUGCGACUCUCCGGUGUACAGCCCGGACCUCUGCCCCAACAUGAUCGCCACGCAGGCUAAGCUGGUCUACCAGCUCAACAAAUACUACAACGAGAGAUGCCAAACGCGCAAAGGAGCUAUAGCCAAAACCAUUCGAGAGGUGUGCAAAGUGGUCUCGGACGUCCUGAAGGAGGUGGAGGUGCAGGAGCCGCGCUUCAUCAGCUCCUUGAGCGAGAUAGAUGCGCGUUACGAGGGCAUGGAGGUCAUCUCUCCAAACGAGUUCGAGGUGGUGCUGUACCUUAACCAGAUGGGCGUCUUUAACUUUGUAGAUGACGGCUCGCUCCCAGGUUGCGCGGUGCUGAAGCUGAGCGAUGGCCGAAAGAGGAGCAUGUCUCUCUGGGUGGAGUUCAUCACGGCCUCCGGCUACCUCUCCGCGCGUAAGAUCCGCUCUCGUUUCCAGACAUUAGUGGCGCAGGCCGUGGAUAAAUGCAGCUACAGGGAUGUGGUGAAGAUGGUGGCUGACACGAGUGAGGUCAAGCUGAGGAUCCGGGAGCGCUACGUGGUACAAAUCACUCCCGCCUUCAAAUGCACGGGAAUCUGGCCCCGGAGUGCAGCCCAAUGGCCGCUGCCGCACAUCCCGUGGCCCGGACCAAACCGUGUGGCCGAGGUCAAGGCAGAGGGCUUUAAUCUGCUGUCCAAAGAGUGCUACUCUCUGACGGGGAAGCAGAGCUCCGCAGAGAGCGACGCCUGGGUGUUGCAGUUCAGCGAGGCCGAGAACAGGCUGCUGAUGGGCGGCUGCAGAAAGAAAUGUCUCUCGGUGCUGAAGACGCUGCGGGACCGCCACCUGGAGCUGCCCGGACAGCCGCUCAACAACUACCACAUGAAGACGCUGCUGUUGUACGAGUGUGAGAAGCACCCCCGCGAGACGGACUGGGACGAGUCCUGUCUGGGAGACCGGCUCAACGGCAUCCUGCUGCAGCUCAUCUCGUGCCUGCAGUGCCGCAGAUGCCCGCACUACUUUCUGCCAAACUUGGACUUGUUUCAGGGGAAACCACACUCGGCCCUGGAGGCGGCCGCCAAGCAGACGUGGAGACUAGCACGAGAGAUCCUGACCAACGCCAAGAGCCUGGACAAAUUAUAGUGUGUGUGUGGGCCGGACUGCAUCUGAAGACUCUUUUUUAAACGGAACAAUUGGGCCACUGCCACACAGAAUAAGGUACAUUUUAAAUAAAUGAACCUUUUGUUGUCUUCGUUAUUAAAUGUUUUCACAAAGUGAACUAACUUUAAUUUAAAUAUAUGCACAGAAUCGUUCAGUGAAAUUUAAUGUAGCGUGCCAAGUUCGAGUUUUUCAUUAUGUGACUUGAAAAGAAAUGCUAAUAAAAUAUUGCAAAUGGAUUUA